GGGCCACGUGACCAGCAAGGCCGGCCGCCAUUUUGUCCUGCGGUGGCUGGUAUUUAGAGCAGGUUGCGCGCUCAGUGGCGGAUCCGCGGCUGUCGAAGGAGGUGCUGGGGGAAGCUGCAGCAGCAACGCCGACGCCGCCCCUGCUCUGAGCGGGAUCCACGCCGACGCCAGCAGCCACCCCCGCUGCUGUUUUAGCUACGCCAUUUUGCUGCUGUCCUCCCUUUUUUUCCCCCCCGAAGGGAAGAAGACGCGGCGGUUCUUAAGGGAUAAGGAGUCCUUCCCGCCAGCCCCGCUGCUGCUUCUUGCCGCCGCCCAUAUCUCCGUGGAGCCCGGUCCCAGCGUCGCCGUCCUUCCCCUUUUCUCUCACGCACCCACACACACACACGUCGCGGUCCGGGCCGGGCUCCUUGCAAACGCCGCAAUGUCGUCGCCCUCGACCAGCACCGUGCCCGAGUACUCCUCCUUCUUCGCCGUCAUGGGCGCCUCGGCUGCCAUGGUCUUCAGCGCCUUGGGAGCAGCAUAUGGCACAGCAAAGAGUGGCACAGGUAUUGCAGCGAUGUCAGUCAUGAGGCCGGAGCUGAUCAUGAAGUCCAUCAUUCCUGUGGUCAUGGCGGGUAUUAUAGCAAUCUAUGGUUUGGUCGUGGCAGUCCUUAUUGCCAACUCUCUCACAGCUGAUAUCAUACUAUUCAGGAGCUUCCUCCAGCUGGGUGCUGGCCUGAGUGUAGGCCUCAGUGGGCUGGCUGCUGGUUUUGCGAUCGGCAUUGUGGGCGAUGCAGGUGUACGAGGGACAGCACAGCAGCCUAGGUUAUUUGUGGGCAUGAUUCUGAUCUUGAUCUUUGCUGAAGUCUUGGGUCUCUAUGGCCUCAUUGUUGCCCUUAUCCUUUCCACAAAGUAAAAAAAAUACAAAACAAAAAUCACCACAAAGUAUGAUGAAACAAAAAUCUUAAGCUCCAGAAUGAAAAUGGUCUCUCCACAAUGUGUACAGUUGUCAUCAGUUUGGUAGUUGAUCUCUUGUAAAUGCGCAAUGUAUGUUAGUGACUCGUCUGUCCUGUGUGUACUUCAAUAUUAAAUACUGGAUGAGCUGCCUCAAGCCAUCCUAGCAAGGCUUGGGGGAAGCUCAUGCAUAAUUUUCCAUCCAUUUUGCCAUUAGAGUACUUUAUGUAUAAAUAUGAAUUAGAAAUGGUAACUUUUUUCUCUUCACUGGAUGUUUUAUUUAUAAGACUUGACAUGUUCAUACAUAUGGAGCAAGAGUUUUCAAUUUCCCAUGCUAUAUAUAUUAAUCUCAUAUUAUAGGUAGAUUAAUACACUGUGGGGUUAAUUGUAAGUGCAGAGAAAUCCUUGGAUGUACUUUGAUUCUCAAAGAUUGCUGUCGUGUUCUGGUAUUGGAGUGUGAGACUGUUUGUGUUUAUACAAAUAACAGCAAAAUGUCUGAGACACUCCUGUGUUCCCAGUAGUAAAAACUGUAUGCUCCGGCAUCAAAGUUGUGCACCCAGCGUUGGGUUUCGCAGUUAUACAUUUCCAGAUAAUAAAAUUUCCUCCACUACAUCA
Messenger RNA from Pogona vitticeps (central bearded dragon), 1548 nucleotides. RefSeq names its product ATPase H+ transporting V0 subunit c (gene ATP6V0C). Gene Ontology annotation, molecular function: proton-transporting ATPase activity, rotational mechanism. The record is from RefSeq and is a predicted model, not a curated record. Lineage: Eukaryota; Metazoa; Chordata; Lepidosauria; Squamata; Agamidae. Gene Ontology annotation, cellular component: proton-transporting V-type ATPase, V0 domain. Gene Ontology annotation, biological process: proton transmembrane transport.